Penicillium oxalicum is the source of this 936-nucleotide messenger RNA. Its product is annotated as trans-2-enoyl-CoA reductase (NADPH) TSC13. Lineage: Eukaryota; Fungi; Ascomycota; Eurotiomycetes; Eurotiales; Aspergillaceae. The record is from RefSeq and is a predicted model, not a curated record. Bases 1 to 936 code for a protein of 311 amino acids. Gene Ontology annotation, biological process: very long-chain fatty acid biosynthetic process. The transcript is spliced from 3 exons. Gene Ontology annotation, molecular function: oxidoreductase activity, acting on the CH-CH group of donors.
AUGGCAGCUCCAAUCACUCUUGUUGUCCAGCCUCGGGGCAAGCCCAUUCGCAAGCUCCCCUCAGAGAUCAAUGUCACACCCACCACAUCUGGUGAAGAGUUGUACAACGCCAUUGCUGAAGCCUCGGGUGCUUCGGUGCACCGAUUGCGCAUCACCAAGGGCAGUGACCGAUCUGUAGUUCCUAAUGCCAAGGGAACCACCAUUGGGGACACUGGACUCAAGCAGUCGAGUGUGAUCCAUGUCAAAGAUCUCGGUCCCCAGAUCGCAUGGCGCACCGUCUUCAUUAUCGAAUACCUUGGCCCCCUCCUGAUUCCAGCUCUCUUCCUCUUCCCCCUCCGUGACCUCGUGUACUUCAACUUUGAAAAGCCUCUCCCUGAGCCAUCCAACGUGCAGCUCCUCGUCUGCCUCCUCUUGUCCCUGCACUUCCUCAAGCGCGAGUAUGAGACCCUCUUCGUGCACCGAUUCAGCAAUGCCACCAUGCCCGCUCGCAACAUCUUUAAGAACAGCGCCCACUACUGGGCUCUCGCCGGUUUCAACAUCGCCUACUGGGUCUUCCGCCCCGAUGCGGCGGCUGCCGCCGAGGACCAUAGCUCCCUGCUCGUCUGGAUCGGUACUUCCCUCUUUGUCUUCAGUGAGAUUGCCAACUUCAACGCACACUUGAUCCUGCGCGACCUCCGCCGCCCAGGAACUACCGAGCGGGGUAUUCCGUCCGGCUUCGGCUUCAACUGGGUGACCUGCCCCAACUACAUGUUUGAGAUCCUGGCCUGGAUCGGUAUCUUCUUAGUAAGCCAGCUGAGCUGGAGUGUCCUGAUUUUCACCCUGGUCGGCGGAAUUCAGAUGUGGAGCUGGGCAUGGAAGAAGGAGAUUCGCUACCGCAAGGACUUUGGUGACAAGUACAAGAAGAAGCGCUCCGUGCUCAUGGCAGGUCUGUUCUAA